AUGCGCGAGCUCCGAUGCGCGACGCAGCGCUACGACUGGGGCGUCGUCGGUUCGGGGCUCUGUCGCGCCCUCGGCGCCGCGAACGCCGCGCGGAACGGUGCGAACGUCGACGACGCGUUCAUGGAUGGACCGCACGCCGAGCUCUGGAUCGGCACACAUCCGAACGGUAUGUCCGUGUUGAGCGACACCGGCGUCGAUCUGCGCGCGCACGUGGCGGAGAAUCAAGUCCAGUGCCUCGGCGCGCGCGUGAUCGAUCGGUUCGGGGACGGUGGGAGGUGUGACGUGCCGUUUUUGAUGAAGAUUCUGAGCGUCGCAAAGGCGCUGAGCGUCCAGGCGCACCCGGAUAAAAAAUUAGCGAAGGAGUUACACGCGAGAGAUCCGAAGAACUACAGGGACGAUAAUCAUAAACCGGAGAUGGCGCUGUGCGUGAGCGAACGAUUCGAAGCCAUGAGUGGAUUCGCGUCGGCGAGGGAGGUUUGGGAAAACGCGCGGGCGCACGAAGAGUUGAGACGGGCGGCGAGCGACGAGGAGGCGUGGAGCGAUCUCGAGCGCGCGCUCGCGGCGGGUAAGGGAGACGACGAUGAUGAGGUGAAGGGUGCGUUUAAACGAGUGUUCACGGCGCUCAUGACGGCGGAGAAAGCGACGGUGGAGCGCGAAUUGGCUUUGAUGCGGACGCGCGUCGCGGCGAAGGAAUCGAGAGACGCCAAGGAGUCCCUCUUCCUGCGGCUGUGUGCGCAGUAUCCGGGCGACGUCGGCGCGUUCUGCGCGUUCGUGUUGAAUUACGUCACGAUCACUCCCGGUCAGGCGAUCGUCAUGGCGGCGAACGAGCCGCACGCCUACCUCUCGGGCGACUGCGUCGAGGUCAUGGCGACGAGCGACAACGUCGUCCGCGCCGGACUCACGCCCAAGUUUCGCGACGUGCGCGUCCUGUGCGACAUGCUGACGUACACAUUGGGCCCCCCGGAAAUCUUAACCGGCGACGUCAUCGACGCGUGCACGCGCAGAUACGUUCCACCGUUCGAGGAAUUCGUCCUGGACGUCGUCGCGUGCGCCUCGGGCUCGACGCACGUCGCCGCCGCGCGAGACGGUCCCUCCGUGUGGAUCGUCCACCGAGGCGCGUGUCGCGCGACGUCCAGCGCGGAUGGGCGCACCCUCGCCCUCACCCCGGGCGCCGCCCUCUUCAUCGACGCCGGUGAAUCCCUCGACGUCGCCGCGUCGGAGGACUUCGUCGCCUACGUCUCCAGCACCAACGUGUGA
Messenger RNA from Ostreococcus tauri, 1257 nucleotides. RefSeq names its product Phosphomannose isomerase, type I, conserved site. Bases 1 to 1257 code for a protein of 418 amino acids. Gene Ontology annotation, biological process: GDP-mannose biosynthetic process; carbohydrate metabolic process. The record is from RefSeq and is a predicted model, not a curated record. Gene Ontology annotation, molecular function: zinc ion binding; mannose-6-phosphate isomerase activity. NCBI's taxonomy places the organism in Eukaryota, Viridiplantae, Chlorophyta, Mamiellophyceae, Mamiellales, Bathycoccaceae. Gene Ontology annotation, cellular component: cytosol. The transcript has a single exon.